Molecule: messenger RNA, 4615 nt
Organism: Pecten maximus
Lineage: Eukaryota; Metazoa; Mollusca; Bivalvia; Pectinida; Pectinidae
Product: 1-phosphatidylinositol 4,5-bisphosphate phosphodiesterase eta-2-like
Exons: 22
Coding region: 240-2519 (759 amino acids)
Biological process (GO): lipid metabolic process; phosphatidylinositol-mediated signaling
Molecular function (GO): phosphatidylinositol-4,5-bisphosphate phospholipase C activity; calcium ion binding
Source: RefSeq, a predicted model, not a curated record
CAGCAUUGGGCGACGCAUAUAUACAGGUACAUUAGCUCUAUAGAUUUACUGUAUUAGUCUUCAAACAUUUAACUGACAGCAUUCCAUAUAGAUGUUAGAUUUACACCAGUGAGGAAGGGACUUUGGUCUGUGAUAGUCCACACUGCUUAACAAUGGAUUUACUCAUCGGCCAGGAGGUUAACUUGUAUCCUACAUUCUAAAAAAAGGGUGAUAUUUUGUGAGUUACAAGUGUUGUAAACAUGGCAGUGGUCACAUCACAUAUAAAGAUGACUGCCAAGGAGCCACCGGCACAGGAGAGCCACAGGCAACAAGUGGACAGAGUCCUCAAUGAAUUGUCUCGUGGCACGUUACUCCACAAGGUCAAAAGUGGGGGCAUGUUAUAUCCGCGGACCUUCUACCUAGACACGAAGGACAUGGUCCUACGCUACACAGGCUCGGAGAAACGCUUCCGCAAGAAAAAACUCUCAUGGCAAAUUUCAAAGAUUCGAGAAGUUCGAGAUGGAGAAAAGGAUUACUCCAAAAGAUUGGACCCUUUUGAUACUCCAAGCCUGAGAGGGCGUUGCUUCGCAGUGAUAUUUGGAGCCAACCAUGAGGUCCUCUAUCUGUACAGUAACUCUAUAUACGAACGUGACAUGUGGGUCAAGGGCAUCCAGUUCGCCAUUCAUAUGGAACAAUAUAUGGACCAGAAACAGCAGGCCGACAGAUGGAUCAAGGAUGCCUUCAACAUGGCGGACAAAAAUAACGAUGGCAGUCUAGACUUUGAAGAAGUGAUGAAACUUCUGAAACAGUUGAAUGCUGACAUGGACAAGAAAUAUGUGAAAGCCUUAUUUGAUAAAGCUGACACAGAGAAGUCUGUUAAAGGCAAGUCUCGCCUAGACAAAUCGGAGUUUGUACAGUUCUAUCACCUCCUCACGGAGAGGGCAGAGAUUGAGGAAAUUUUCCUCAGGUAUGAUGGAGGUAAGGGAUACAUGGACUGCCAGGACCUCAUGCGCUUCCUCAAAAAUGACCAAAAGCUGACCAUGCACGAAGAUGACAUUAAUGAGAUCAUUGCUGCGUAUGAGCCCCAGAAACAGUUACAGCUAGAGGACCAUAUGAGCCUUAUAGGUUUCAGAACAUUCCUUACAAGUCGAGACCAACAAAUGUUUAACCCAUCGUGUCGCCGUGUGUAUCAAGACAUGACACAACCGAUCACAAAUUAUUUUAUCUCCUCAUCACAUAACACAUAUCUAGUGGAAGAUCAACUGAAGGGUCCCAGUCGUGUGGAGGCCUAUAUCACUGCUCUGUCACGUGGCUGUCGCUGUGUCGAACUUGAUUGUUGGGAUGGACCAGAUGACGAGCCUGUGAUUUACCAUGGUUAUACCCUCACCUCUAAGAUUCUGUUCCGUGAUGUGAUCGGUGCCAUAAAGGACUAUGCCUUCCACUCCUCACCAAGGGAUCAAGGGGACAGAAGUUACCCAGUGAUCUUGUCCAUAGAAAACCAUUGUUCUAUAAAGCAGCAGACGGUCAUGGCAAAACAUAUACGCAGCAUUCUAGGAGAUUUAGUGUAUGCUCCUACAGAACUACCAGAAAAGGUUCCAUCUCCUGCCGAUUUGAUGGGAAAAAUUAUCCUUAAGGGUAAGAAGUUACCAUGGAGUCACAGUACAGAGGAAGCUGAGGUGAGUGAUGAGGAGGAUGAGGCGGCCGAGAGUCAGGAGGACGUCAAGAGUAAAGCCAAAAACAAACACAAGCUUUCCAAACAGUUCUCGGAUGCCGUCGGCAUGAAGGCCAUCAGCUUCAAGUCUAUAGAUGAAUCCAUUGCAUCAAAUGGUAUUUUUGUGUCACUUGGAGAGAGCAAAGUCCUCAAGAUGGUCAACAAUGAAAUAAAAGGAGUGAAUCGACUUUCCCAUCACAUGUUGGUGAGGACCUACCCGUCUGGCUCGCGGACAGACUCCAGUAAUUAUAGCCCGGUCCCUAUGUGGACGGCUGGCUGUCAAGUGGUUGCCUUGAACUUCCAGACAACAGGUGGGGAACCCAUGCAACUACUUCAUGGAAAGUUCAUGGACAAUGGAGGCUCCGGAUACAUACUUAGACCGGACUUCCAAUUAUCAGAAGAAAAGUUUGCUGCACAACUGGCAAAACCAACAAAGAAGAAGAGAUUGAAAUUGAAGAUCAUUAGUGGCUACCAGAUUCCUAAGCCAAAAGAUUCCAAGAAAGGGGAGGUAAUUGAUCCAUUCAUCAAGAUUGAGAUACACGGAGCCAAGUCUGACAACCAGCAAGUGAAGACCAGUGUAAUACAAAACAACGGGUUCAACCCCCAGUGGAAUGAGACUGUAAGCUUCACCUUGAACUUCCCGGACUUGGUGUUGUUACGAUUUGCUGUAUACGACAGUGACAGAUAUGUAGAUGAUUUCAUCGGCUAUUACGUCAUCCCACUCUCUUGUCUUCAACAGGGGUAUCGUCACUUCCCUCUGUUUAACAAGACCUGCGACCAGCUUCCUCAAGCGCUGAUAUUCGUCCAUACAGAGAUAAUGGAUGCCUGACGACCACCUGAAGACCACCUCUAUACCGUUGGUUGUACUGCUGAACUUUGAGGACAUAAUGAUGGAUGUACAUUUAAUCUGUGUCAAAAAGUGUUAAUACCACCGAGAUUUUAAUCUAAGCAAUAAUACUUUGUGACGUUGCCUUUCUUACAUUGAUGGCAGCCAUGUCUGUGAUUACCUGAAAAGCAGGUCUUUGACAAAGAUUUCAGCUAGGAUUAAUAUUUUCAUAGGAAAGAUCUGCUUAUUGCUACAUGUACAUUGUACAUGGAUGAGCCUUUUAUUGCUAGGUGCUUGUCAAGUUGAUAAGUACAUGAUAUCAAAGUUGUGGAACUUGUGGACUGUGGUCUAUCAAAGUUGUGGAUCUCUAGACCAAAGUCUAUCAGAGAUGUGGAUGUUAAUAGACUGAGGUCUAUCAGAGUUGUGGAACUUUAGUCUGAGGUCUAUCAGAGUUGUGGACCUGUUGACUGAGGUCUAUCAGAGUUGUGGAACUUUAGACUGAGGUCUAUCAGAGUUGUGGACCUGUAGACUGAGGUCUAUCAGAGUUGUGGAUCUCUAGACUGAGGUCUAUCAGAGUUGUUGAUCUUGAGUCUGAGGUCUAUCAGAGUUGUGGAACUUUAGUCUGAGGUCUAUCAGAGUUGUGGAACUUUAGUCUGAUUCUAUCAGAGUUGUGGAACUUUAGUCUGAUUCUAUCAGAGUUGUGGAACUUUAGACUGAGGUCUAUCAGAGUUGUGGAACUUUAGACUGAGGUCUGUCAGAGUUGUGGACUUUUAGACUGAGGUCUAUCAGAGUUGUGGAUAUUUAGACUGAGGUCUAUCAGAGUUGUGGAUCUUUAGUCUGAGGUCUAUCAGAGUUGUGGAUAUUUAGACUGAGGUCUAUCAGAGUUGUGGAACUUUAGUCUGAGGUCUGUCAGAGUUGUGGAUAUUUAGACUGAGGUCUAUCAGACUUGUGUAACUUUAGACAGAGGUCUAUCAGAGUUGUGGAACUUUAGACUGAGGUCUGUCAGAGUUGUGGACUUUUAGACUGAGGUCUAUCAGAGUUGUGGAUCUCUAGACUGAGGUCUAUCAGAGUUGUGGAUAUUUAGACUGAGGUCUAUCAGAGUUGUGGAUCUUUAGUCUGAGGUCUAUCAGAGUUGUGGAUAUUUAGACUGAGGUCUAUCAGAGUUGUGGAUCUUUAGUCUGAGGUCUAUCAGAGUUGUGGAUAUUUAGACUGAGGUCUAUCAGAGUUGUGGAACUUUAGUCUGAGGUCUGUCAGAGUUGUGGAUAUUUAGACUGAGGUCUAUCAGAGUUGUGUAACUUUAGACAGAGGUCUAUCAGAGUUGUGGAACUUUAGACUGAGGUCUAUCAAAGUUGUGGAACUUUAGACAGAGGUCUAUCAGAGUUGUGGAACUUUAGACUGAGGUCUAUCAGAGUUGUGGAACUUUAGUCUGAGGUCUAUCAGAGUUGUGGAUCUUUAGUCUGAGGUCUAUCAGAGUUGUUUGUGGAUCUUUAGUCUGAGGUCUAUCAGAGUUGUGGAUCUUUAGUCUGAGGUCUAUCAGAGUUGUGGAUCUUUAGUCCUAGGUCUAUCAGAGUUGUGGAUAUUUAGACUGAGGUCUAUCAGAGUUGUGGAACUUUAGACUGAGGUCUAUCAGAGUUGUGGAUCUUUAGUCUGAGGUCUAUCAGAGCUGUGGAUCUUUAGUCCGAGGUCUAUCAGAGUUGUGGAUAUUUAGACUGAGGUCUAUCAGAGUUAUAGAACUUUUGACUGAGGUCUAUCAGAGUUGUGGAACUUUAGACUGAGGUCUAUCAGAGUUGUGGAUAUUUAGUCUGAGGUCUAUCAGAGUUGUGGAUAUUUAGACUGAGGUCUAUCAGAGUUGUGGAACUUUAGACUGAGGUCUAUCAGUUAUGGAACUUAAGACAGACAGCUGUGGAACUUGUCAAUAUCUUACACAGCUGUAGAAUGAAAGUGUUGGACGAAAGAAUUUUUGAAACUUGUAUGUACAUGUAAAUGUUUCAAUAAUUUAGUUUAAAUAGAUUAAGAUAGUCUUUUUUUCUCUAUUUCUCAUUAAUAUGUAUUUCAACUGAUACAAUUUUACAUUAAAGAUAGUUUCAAUAGUAUUUUAA